Anthostomella pinea is the source of this 1011-nucleotide messenger RNA. The record is from the annotation of a GenBank genome assembly. Lineage: Eukaryota; Fungi; Ascomycota; Sordariomycetes; Xylariales; Xylariaceae.
AUGACGCUCCUCCAAAAGCUCCUCCACCUAACCGACUUCCGCAACCCCUUCCUGCGCACCCUCGUCCCCUCUGUCGCCGCCGCCUUCGCCAUCCAAACAGUAGUAGCGCUCCCCUCCAUCGCCCUACAAUCAGAACGCCUCUACGACGCCUCAGGCUCGGCCACCUUUCUGGCGGUAUCACUACUAUCACUGUACCUCCCCGGCGCGCGCAGCAAAGUCGCCGCCUCGGUCGCCAGCUCCGGCCCCGGCGUGUAUGGGGUUCUGAGCAGGUGGUGGCCGAGCCUGCUGGCGCCGUUUGCGCGGGGCGCGGGGAGGGCUGUGGUGUUGAAUUGGCGGAGCGUGGCUAUGACUGCUGCGGUGGGGGUUUGGAGUGUGCGGUUAGGAUCCUACCUCCUAAGCCGCAUCCUGUCCUCAGGCCACGACUCGCGCUUCGACUCGAUUCGGAAAUCGCCGCCCAAGUUCGCGGCGGCGUGGCUGGGCCAGGCGACGUGGGUGUCGCAGUGCCUGAUGCCCGUCGUCGCCGUCAACUCGGUCCCGGCCCUCGCCUUCGCCGCGCUGCCCGCCGUCCUGGCCACCGACGUCCUCGGGAUCGCCUUGUUCGUCGGCGGUUUUGGAUUCGAGAUCGCCGCGGACCGUCAGAAGAGUAGGUGGUUGAGAGAGAGGCGGGAGAAAUCGCAUGAGGAGGACUUCCUGACGAAGGGACUGUGGAGUCGGAGUCAAUAUCCCAAUUACUUCGGCGAGUGUAUGCUGUGGACCGGAAUUGCGACAAUGGCGGCCGGGGUGCUGAUGACGAACCCCGUCCAGGUCGGGUUUGGUCUUUCUGGUGGGUUGUCAGGCAGUCUACUUGCCUUGGGGCUCUCGUAUGCGAGUCCAGCCUUUACAUCGUUUCUGCUGUUGAAGGUUACAGGUAUACCCAUGAGCGAGAAGAAGUAUGACAAGCGGUAUGGGGAUCGUAAGGAUUAUCUGGUGUGGAAGCAGAACACACCCAAGUUCUUCCCGAAGAUCACUUGA